Cyclospora cayetanensis is the source of this 675-nucleotide messenger RNA. Its product is annotated as VAMP-like protein YKT61. Gene Ontology annotation, biological process: endoplasmic reticulum to Golgi vesicle-mediated transport. The transcript has 4 exons. Gene Ontology annotation, molecular function: SNAP receptor activity. Gene Ontology annotation, cellular component: Golgi apparatus; membrane. NCBI's taxonomy places the organism in Eukaryota, Apicomplexa, Conoidasida, Eucoccidiorida, Eimeriidae. Bases 1 to 675 code for a protein of 224 amino acids. The record is from RefSeq and is a predicted model, not a curated record.
AUGAGCAGCGGGAGUGGCAGCGUAUCUGGCGGCGGGAGGGGAGUACCAGCUGAAGGUGGCAAAAUUGCACUGUACUCCCUCCUUGUUUUCAAGUGGCACAGCGAGCGCCCAUUGCUCCUCUCCGCCGCCGUCGAUGUAUCAUCCUUCCCCUUCUUCCACAGGUCCACCAUGAAGGAGCACAUCAUCUUCCACUCCAGACUCAUCGCCGCGAGAACCCCGCUUGGACGGCGGCAAGUCGUGGAGUUCGAAAACAAAAUUGGCCACUGCCACGUUUACUGCCACCCUAGUGGACUGGCCAUCACGGCUCUCUCUUCGGUCAGCUAUCCCAUGCGCGUCGCUUUCGGGCUAAUCAAUGAGGCCCUCAGGCUCUUUCAAGAGAAAUGUGCAGGGCAGUGGGAGGGCCUCACAGAAGACGCCCCAGGAGCCAAUAUGCUACCUGAGGGUGCAGAUAUGCUGAAGAAGUAUCAAAAUCCAUUGGAAGCAGACAAGCUUUUAAAGGUUCAGCGGGAACUUGAUGAAGUCAAAGACGUUAUGCUCAAAAAUAUAGACGAACUGUUGCAGCGGGGCGAAAAACUGGAUGACUUGAUGCAGCGCAGUGAGGACCUCUCGAAUACCUCCUACCAGUUUUAUCGGCAGGCUAAAAAGACAAACAGCUGCUGCAGCAGUCUGUAUUAA